Molecule: messenger RNA, 1974 nt
Organism: Kwoniella shivajii
Lineage: Eukaryota; Fungi; Basidiomycota; Tremellomycetes; Tremellales; Cryptococcaceae
Exons: 4
Coding region: 1-1974 (657 amino acids)
Source: RefSeq, a predicted model, not a curated record
AUGGUACUCAAUACUACCACUUGUAUCAGUAUUGAGACUUUACAUCAUCCGAGACAAUCAUCAUUACCCAACAAUAACAGCAAGAGGAAUGAUGGAGAUCACGAGAAACGAAAGACCAGAAGAAAAAUACAUAGAAAUAUAAAUACAGCAGUAAAACCAAAGAUCAAAGAAAGGGAUUCUUCACUUUAUUUACCACAAGAUCGAAUUCUUGAAAUUGAUCCAUCAUCCACACAUCACAUCUCCCAUCAUAACACCACUAACAACAACAAUAACCCUUAUGGGAAUCGGAAUCACAGUCAGAACGAAAGGCAUUUUCCAUCUUCUUCUUCAACUACUUCAUUGACAAACUCACUCGGACUGGAUUUGUUUCCUGAACCACCCACAUAUUCAAGAUAUUCAUCAUUCAAUUCCACCACUUACGAUCUACCUCCCGCUUCCGAUAGCGACAUUGACAUUGACAUUGAUCUCAAAUUGAACUACGUUGAGCAAUGGAAAUCACAUCCUAGAUCAGUAUCAUUCUCGACAACAGAUCUUCUCCGUUCAUUCAAACAUAAACAUCCUGAUAGCAGUAUCGAUAUAUCUUAUUGGGCCAGAGACAAAUUACACAAAUCAGAAUUGAAUCUAUCAAUCUCAGACCAAGUUAUCGAUAUUGAAAAGCAUAUCGCAUCUCCACCUAAGAAGAACUUUAUACCACUUACACCUCUAUCACCUCCACCCAUACUUCCUCCGUCACCUCGCUCACUGAAAAAGAAGAAGAAAUAUCAAGAUAGUAUAGUUGACUUACUGGAUAAGAUGACUACUGUCUUAGAAAACAGAAAGAAUGACAGGAUCGGCGGUUGGCCUAUCGGGAACAAUAACACCGAUGAGAUGGCAUCACCACCACCUGUUCCUGCUCGAUCAAGACUUCGUUCCGUCGCAUCUUCGAAACAAUUAACGAUAUCAAACCCUUCAUCUCCAAAUCUACCUGAACAGCCAUCUUCACCAAUGCUCGCAGACAUUACUUCUGGUCGUUCCUCGAUGAACAUCAUCACACAUAAACAAUCAUCUUCAUUCCGCUUACCAGUCGAUCCACCCAUGUCCCAAUCUGAGACUCAGCCACAAUAUACUCCUUCACUACGUUCACCUGUAUCACCUGCUUCCCCGGCAUCCGUCCCUGGCAUUUCCCCAAAUGCCAACGAAACUACCUUUACUUUCGGAAAGAAAAAAGGUUCAAAGAUCAUGGAAAAGGAUCCCAUGAAGAUCAGAGAUGGUGUACAAGCUAGAACCAGUACUAGCGGUGUUUACACUCCUAUGACUUUUCCCGGAGCACAAGGCCCAAGACCAUCUCAUUUCCCUACACACGUUUACACACCAUCUAGCUUUGCACUUCCAUUAUCUCCUUCAGAAUCUUCAUCGCAGUCAUCAUCAUCUUCACAAUCAGAUUCAACAGUACCGCCAAAGACGCCAUUAUCACCUACAGGCAGAAUAACCAAAGUCAUGUCAACCAAUAUACGUCGAUUCUCCAACGGGAUCGUUUCACUCAAAGAUAAAAGCCCAAAUUCUGAUCCAAACACGAGGAAUCAUCAGCGAGCAAUCACAACACCUAUGAUGGAAGAACAUAACAUCCCAACGUCGCAUUCAUUUGAGUCCAAUACAAGUGCUCAUUCAAGAGGGUCAAGUUGGGCUUCAUGGGGACCUUCAACACCACAGCAAUCCUACAAGACACCAUCUAUGCCUCAACGUUCUGAAUCUGGCUAUUUCCCUACAUUAUCCAACGGUGCGGGAUUAGGUGUAGGUUUAGACGAUCUGGAAGGAAAAAGCGCACUCAAUCGUCCAGUAGCAGAUACCAUCGUGAUCGAAGCAGGAAUGGAUCCACUCAAUUUCGCAGCGCCAAAAAGCUUACCUUCAGGUGGUGGAAGUUUAGCUGGGAAAGGAAAGAGGAAACCUGUUCCCAGAUUAGGUGGCGGCGAAGAACCUGUCACCCAUGCUUAUUAG